CCGUCUGUUGGUCCGACCUCCGCGCCCCGCCCCUCCUCCAUCACCUCCUCCUCCUCCCCCCCCUCCCCUCGCGUCCUCCGGCCAAGAUGUCUGACAUGGAGGAUGAUUUCAUGUGCGACGAUGAGGAGGACUACGACCUGGAAUAUUCUGAAGACAGCAACUCUGAACCAAAUGUAGAUUUGGAGAAUCAGUAUUAUAACUCCAAAGCCUUGAAAGAGGAUGACCCCAAAGCAGCACUGAGCAGUUUUCAAAAGGUUUUGGAGCUUGAAGGUGAAAAAGGAGAAUGGGGAUUCAAAGCAUUAAAACAGAUGAUAAAAAUAAAUUUCAAACUGACUAACUUUCCUGAAAUGAUGAACAGAUAUAAACAACUGUUGACCUACAUACGGAGUGCGGUCACAAGGAAUUACUCAGAAAAAUCCAUCAAUUCUAUUCUUGAUUAUAUUUCCACUUCAAAGCAGAAUUCUGAUUUUUUAUGUCAGAUGGAUUUGCUUCAGGAAUUUUAUGAGACAACACUUGAAGCACUGAAAGAUGCUAAGAAUGAUAGAUUGUGGUUUAAGACAAACACAAAGCUUGGCAAAUUAUAUUUAGAACGAGAAGAGUAUGGCAAGUUACAGAAGAUUUUACGGCAACUCCAUCAGUCAUGUCAGACUGAUGAUGGAGAAGAUGACCUUAAAAAAGGCACGCAGCUAUUGGAAAUUUACGCUUUGGAAAUUCAAAUGUAUACAGCACAAAAAAAUAAUAAAAAACUUAAGGCACUAUAUGAACAGUCAUUGCACAUCAAGUCUGCAAUUCCUCAUCCGCUGAUCAUGGGAGUUAUCAGAGAAUGUGGUGGUAAAAUGCACCUAAGAGAAGGUGAAUUUGAAAAGGCACAUACUGAUUUCUUUGAAGCGUUCAAAAAUUAUGAUGAAUCAGGGAGUCCAAGAAGAACUACGUGCUUAAAAUAUUUAGUCCUAGCAAACAUGCUGAUGAAGUCUGGAAUAAAUCCGUUUGAUUCUCAGGAGGCAAAACCAUACAAAAAUGAUCCAGAGAUUCUAGCAAUGACAAAUUUAGUAAGUGCCUAUCAGAAUAAUGACAUCACUGAAUUUGAGAAGAUCCUGAAGACAAAUCACAGUAACAUCAUGGACGAUCCCUUCAUAAGGGAACACAUUGAAGAACUUUUGCGAAACAUCAGGACACAAGUGCUUAUAAAAUUAAUUAAGCCUUACACAAGGAUACAUAUUCCAUUUAUUUCAAAGGAGUUAAACAUAGAUGUAGCUGAUGUGGAAAGCUUGCUUGUGCAGUGUAUACUGGAUAACACUAUUCAUGGCCGGAUCGAUCAAGUCAAUCAACUUCUUGAGCUAGAUCAUCAGAAGCGGGGUGGAGCACGGUAUACUGCGUUAGAUAAAUGGACCAACCAACUGAACUCACUCAACCAGGCAGUAGUCAGUAAGCUGGCUUAAACAAGAACAAGCUAUGACGAAAAUCUACUUAAGACAACAGCGCAGUGAUGUAAACCUUAAAAACUGGGAAUGGCAAAACUACUGACGGUUGGUGUGCCCUGAAAUUAUUGGAGUUACUGGCAGAAGUGCUUUUUUGAUCAGCUGGUUUGUGUUUUGCUGCUGCAUUUAUCCCAAGAAAAAAAAACCAACAGCUUUAAUCUUCAGAAGAAAACCAAAAUGCCACGGGAUUGAUGCUGUGUUGACCUUUUGCCCUCACCAUGCAACACCCUAAUAAUCUGCCAAGGGGCACCUUAUGGCCAGAGAGAAGGUUAUGUUUGUCAUGAUUUUAAUUACACUGACACGUUCCUGUUGGUUUAAAUUUAAGCGUAUUUUACCUGCAGAAAAAAAAAAAUCUCACAAAAAAUAACCUGCAAUAACUUGAAAUGCAUACCCUUUUGAACAUUUCCUCUUUCUCAUGUAUACAUUGAAAUGUUUGCUGCAUUUUGCAAAAUGUCAACUCUCCAAAAAUGUGUCUGCGUAUUUCUGUACCUGCAGUGUAAUAAAGGAUUAGAGGAAACCCACAAUUAUGGUGGCAUACUGUCACUUAGGUUUCAAGCAGCAGAAAUAAACAGUGCGGUUCAGAAAUUGUAUGUAUAUAUAUAUAUAUAUUUAUUAUUUCUUGAAAAGUUUUAACUGUUACAUGGGUGAGUUGCAUUUGUGGGGCUUGAAAGAGCAAGAGGGUUUAAAAUCAUUUUUUGGGAGGGUCGGGGGAGGUGAUGCUGGCCUUAAACUGUAAUAAUUGGUAAUCAAGCAUGGUUUUUGCAUUCUUUAUAUCAAUGUUAGACUUUUCUGUUUGAAAAGACACUCUGGGUUAGCAUGAUAUAGCCACAGUUGGAUUUUUUUUACAGCCCUAAUUAAUUCCAACCUAAACCUUGCAACUGGAAUUAGAAUGGGUUUACAAACCAAUUAAAUAUAGUUUCUGAAAAUACAAAUUAGGUAAUGUUAACCAUAGUUAAUUCUGUAAUGGAAAAAAAGGCAAGACAUUCCGAAAUGGGACAAGGGAUGGUGAUGGUAUGUAAUCUGACAAAUAUGAUUAAUGUGGAUUGAGCAGCAGACAUUUGGGGUGGCUGGUGCAGGUUGCCUUAAACGGUCCAAGUAUAUUUGUUUCGAUUUUGGGGUGGUUUUUUUUUUUGUAUAUUGUUUUAACAAUUCUAAUUUAAUAGGUAUAUUUAAGAGUAUUUAAGAGUAUAUGUAAGUAUGUGUUGUACCUGCUGUUUUAGUUCAUUUCAGAUUUGGAUUUUUAAAUGCUGGCUUUGAGAACCUUAAUUAUAGCUGAUGGGCUAGCGCAGGGGUGUCAAACUAUUUCAUUGAGGGCCACAUCAGCUUGUGUUUGACUUUGUGGGGGGGGGAGUGCCAGCUCGGCGUCACUCGUGUCAGGAACACCUGUGGUGGCCGGAGCACUCUGCCAGAGAAAAGGGGCUCCCAAGGUCCAUUUUCGGCUGUGACAGCCUCCUGCAACCCUCUGCCGGCAAAAACGGAGCACCCCUCCCAAGCUCCGUUUUCACUGGCAGUGGCACCGCAGGCCAGUCCUUCGCUGUUUUCAGGGCAGCCCCGUGGGCCGGAUCUAAGCACCCCGUGGACUGGAUCCGGCCCCUGGGCCUUGAGUUUGACACCCCUGGGCUAGCAGCACUAAACGGAAGUUUGUAGUUUAAUCUUUUAAAAAAAUGAAAGGCAAAAGACUAACCUUGCCAACAAUUCUGUAUGGCUGCUGUUUGUAGGGAAAAAGUGGUAAGCAGGUUUUCUUUGGGGUAAAUUCCUCUGUUCUUACUGAUAACUGGGGGACUGACAUGAUAAAGCAGCGAAAGUUAUACCGAUUAAGUUUUACAAAUGAUCAAAAAGACAUGGUUCAGAGUAAAAAGUUGAGUUCAUGAAGAUAAAAAAUGUAUGAAGAUGUAUCGUUUGUGAAAUCAAUCAGUAUUCUCGCUAAUCACAGUUAAUUCAAAGCAAUAAAAAGAGGCCACCUAACUUUGUCAUAAUAGGGAAAAAGAAAAACAAUUGAGGGUUGUGAUUUUUUUUUUCCUUCAGAAAAAUAUAUAGGAAAUACGUAUAGAAUUCUGUGUAUAUUUUCCUUUUGCUGUGCCUACCCCACAAGAUUCAGCAUUUGGUUGAACUGAUAUAAACGUGUGUUGGAGCAAGAGAGAGAUUUGAAAAUGUCAGCAAAGUGUAAAAAUUUAAUGUCUCGGGUAAAAAAAAACCUUUUACGGAAUUAGGUAGGUGGGAUUUCAAGGUUUAUUGCUGGGCUUCAUUCUAGCGCCGGGAUGGUGAACCUAUGGCCAGCCUAGCUCCACUGCACAUGUGUGCACACCUCCUGCGGGCCAGCUGGUCCGGGUCUUUGCUGCGCAUGCAUGGGGAGGCAGAGCGCAUGCAUGGGGAUGUGCGAAUGCAUGGGGUUAUGUGUGCGCAUGCACAGGGGCGCUUGCAUUGCAUUUUGGGGGUUUGGGCAUGCGCAUGUGCAUUUGCACUCUUGCGCGCAAUCGGGCACUUGGCACCAUCACUGUUCUAGGGUAUUUUUGAAAGUUAGGUCACUUCCAUUUGCAACUCCAGUGUCAUCCGUAUCUUUUUAUGUAUUUAUUUUUGUGGUAUUUAUUUAUUUGUUCAUUUACUUAUUCGCUUAUUUAGUAUUGAUUCUAAGAUGAGUUUUUGACUUCAGGGCAUCUUAUGUGAAUAUAAUGCCAUCAGCAAUGUUAGUGAUUGAACAGGCACACUGUGAUUGAACAGGCACAAUGUUAGUGAUUGAACAGGCACACAGUUUAAAGAACUUUAAACUGUCCUUUAAAGCCUUGUUAUUAUGUGCUGUGCAGUUGUUAAGCACAAUCAGAAGUAAACCCAAUGGAAUUCAGUGGGAAUUGUUCCCUAAUAAGCAGUCUUAAUCCUGUAUCGGUCUUCACGACUGAAACCCUUUUGUUCCAUUGUUGCUGCUGAAUUGACAAACAGCACGCAGAAUAGGGAUAUAUAGAGAAUCUGCAGAGCCGCCUCCUUGUCUGGAGGGAGGAACUCUUGUGUAAAAUUAAUGGAGCAUCUCUUGAAAGCACAAACAGAAUAGAAAGUAAAAUAGAGAGCAGCGUUUGGAGAGUCAACAUGACUCCAACCGUGUAGGAGAGCUGAACUUUUAAUCUGUUUAAUCGUACUAAUAGCUAAGUUAAAGCAAGGGCUGUUGCAACAUUGGGAAUACUUCUAUCACGUCAUUUGAAAGAAGGAGAGAAGUAGGUCUUGCAAGAUUAACGAUCUUGUAUUAAGUAUUAUUAAUGUAUUAAUUCUGGUGUAGGCUCUUUGAACUGAUUCUUGUCUAAGGUGAUGCCUGAACAGCGAAGGGAGUUUUUAAUGCUGUAAUACUUGUGGCAAAAUAUUCACCGGGUAAAAUAGAUCCGGGUGCUUCACUUCAGAAAUUCUGACUGCACCAAAGGAUGCCGCAAAACACAUGGACAUGGCUCAAACUGGCAUGCUUAAUGCAUCUUCGUGAGAAACGAUAACGGUAGCCUUUAUUUACUUGGGCUUGUAGCUAUAAUCUUUGGAUUUAUAAUAAAGAAAUGGAAACUA
Ahaetulla prasina is the source of this 5015-nucleotide messenger RNA. RefSeq names its product COP9 signalosome subunit 2 (gene COPS2). The coding region runs from base 87 to 1439 and encodes 450 amino acids. The record is from RefSeq and is a predicted model, not a curated record. Gene Ontology annotation, biological process: protein deneddylation. Gene Ontology annotation, cellular component: COP9 signalosome. Gene Ontology annotation, molecular function: protein binding. The transcript is spliced from 13 exons. Lineage: Eukaryota; Metazoa; Chordata; Lepidosauria; Squamata; Colubridae.